Messenger RNA from Brettanomyces bruxellensis, 1776 nucleotides. RefSeq lists its product as uncharacterized. The transcript has a single exon. The coding region runs from base 1 to 1776 and encodes 591 amino acids. Gene Ontology annotation, cellular component: cytosol; peroxisomal membrane. Gene Ontology annotation, biological process: protein import into peroxisome matrix, docking. NCBI's taxonomy places the organism in Eukaryota, Fungi, Ascomycota, Pichiomycetes, Pichiales, Pichiaceae. Gene Ontology annotation, molecular function: protein binding. The record is from RefSeq and is a predicted model, not a curated record.
AUGUCUUUUUUAGGAGGGAGUGAUUGCUCUGUGAACGGAAAUGCACUUGCUCAAUUCGGCAAGAGAGCUGCUGGUGAUCAAUCAUUACAACAAGGGUUGAGGCAGGGUGCUCCAUUAGACAACAAAUUGGAAAGAGGAAAUGGAAUACGCCGUGUGAAUAUGAUUGAUUCGGGUGAUAAAACUCAAAUGAAUAAGUUUAUCGGAGGAGAUUUGACUUCCGGACACCCUCUGGGAACCUUUAAUAUGCGACCAAUAGGGCAAGAACUUCAGAAAAUUAAUCAAAGCAACGGCAAGCUACAUUUUAGGGAAAGGACAAAUAAUAUAUCCAUAUUGCCGGCUGGUGCCAGGGCAGCAGGUGAUAGAAAUAGUGCUUUGUGGAGUUCGGAGUUCUCGGGACAGGAGCAACAGAAGAUGAAGAGGCAGCAAAUGCCCCAGAUGCAAUAUGAAGGUACAGAAGCACAACAAAGUCGGAAUUAUAGAAUGGGUAGUUUGCCUCUUGGAAUGAGUUAUGGGAUGCCAUAUCAGGGAAUGAUGCCAUUUAGUGCCAAUACAUUGCACCAAGGCACUUCUCUGGCGGAGAAUACAGAAAAGACAGAGUUGAAACAGAACCAGCAGAGUAUGCAGAACUGGGAAGAAUCAUUUAAGGAAGUGGAGAGUGAAGUAAAUACUGAGAAGAUAGCAGAGGGUGACAAGAAUCUGGAAGAGGAGACCUUGGCAGAAAAAGCGGAAGAGGCACAGAAGGAGGAAAUAGGCGCAAACCAGAACCAAGAAGAUGAGGCAGCAGCGGCAUGGCAGGCAGACUUCGAAAGAUAUGCCAGUGGAAGGGAGAACUAUGGAGAGUACCAGUUUGCCCAGAAGAAUAGAUAUUUGAAUCAAGAAGGGGCGUACGAAAUUGGAUGCAAGCUUCUUGAAGGUGGUGCUCGAUUGAGUGAAGCUGCACUAGCUUUUGAGGCUGCAGUGCAGCAAAAUUCAAUGCACACAGAUGCGUGGUUGAAAUUAGGGCAAGUUCAGACACAAAAUGAAAAGGAGCAGGCUGGAAUUGCUGCUUUGGAGAAGUGCUUGGAACUUUCACCGCAGAAUCUACAGGCUCUAAUGACGCUGGCAAUUUCUUAUGUCAAUGAAGGAUACGAUAAUGCUGCGUAUGCUACAUUGGAGAGGUGGAUUGAAACAAAAUAUCCAACUGUUGUCAGCCAGGCACGCAUUAAUGAUAAAGACAUCAAUUCGGACGACAGAUACACUCUUAACAAACGGAUCACCAAGCUCUUUCUUAAAGCUGCCCAGAUCUCGCCACAAGGUGCAAACAUAGAUGCGGAUGUUCAGACGGGAUUAGGUGUGCUUUUUUAUUCGCUUGAGGAGUAUGACAAGACUCUUGAUUGCUUCAGGGCGGCGAUUAAGUGUGAUCCUAACAAUGCUCUGAGCUGGAAUAGACUUGGGGCAUCACUUGCGAACUCCAAUCGCCCAGAACAGGCCAUAGAGGCUUACACCCGUGCACUUCAGUUAAAUCCAAACUUUGUCCGUGCACGUUACAAUUUAGGAGUUUCCUUUAUUAAUAUGGGUAUGUACAAAGAUGCUGUUGAUCACUUGUUGACCGGCCUUAGUCUUCAUGAAGUGGAGGGUCCGGAUGGAAACGGCUCCUAUCUUAAUGACGAUGUUCAACCCACAAGUUUAAUGGAGACCUUGAAGCGGGCUUUUUUAGCAAUGAACAGGCGUGAUCUUCUUGAUGAAGUCAAACCUGGAAUGAGGGUGGAAGAGUUCAGAAAGAAGUAUAACUUUUGA